This is a messenger RNA of Orussus abietinus, 4787 nucleotides long. It is a transcript of the gene RecQ4, whose product is annotated as ATP-dependent DNA helicase Q4. NCBI's taxonomy places the organism in Eukaryota, Metazoa, Arthropoda, Insecta, Hymenoptera, Orussidae. Gene Ontology annotation, cellular component: cytoplasm; chromosome; nucleus. The record is from RefSeq and is a predicted model, not a curated record. The transcript is spliced from 8 exons. The coding region runs from base 126 to 4574 and encodes 1482 amino acids. Gene Ontology annotation, biological process: double-strand break repair via homologous recombination; DNA replication. Gene Ontology annotation, molecular function: four-way junction helicase activity; zinc ion binding; nucleic acid binding.
UCGACCUUCGUCGACGUACCGAUCAGUACCGAUAUGAAGGUGCUUAGUGUUGUGGACAUGUGAAGAUACGUCGAAUGACGGAAGAAUAUACUUUUAAUACCCGUGACUAGUAUUUUAUCGUCGACAUGGAUCUUCUUAAAGAUCCUGUAUUCAAGACCAAGUAUCAAAAACAGAAGAUUAGGGUUAAGUUAUGGGAGAGCGACUUCAUGGAAAAAUACGGACGAAAGCCGAACAGGAAUGAUAUUAAGGAAGCCGACGGCACGAUCAGGGAGGCGUACAAAACGUACUGGAUGCUCAAAACUCGUGCCUUAGAAGAAACCCUCGUUGACAUUACGUUCUCCGAUGAAGUACAAGCAAACGUCUCCGCAAACGCCAGUGUUUCUCCAGUGGUAGAGAAAAAGGAAACUGCCAAGGAGACGAGUAAGUCUAUGUCCAUCAAUACAGAGAAUAUUGCUCCAAAUGAUUCUUUAUCCACAAUUAUAAUUCCUGACAUGAAAAGCCCUGUGACGGACUCUGUUAAUGUUAACGGAGUUUGGGGUGACCAUUUGAAUAAGGAUAAGGAAAAGGAACCCAAGAGAAAGAAAAACCUGUUAGUUGGUAGAUCGUCGUCUUUUAGGCUGUCUCAAAAAUCAUUUACGUCCGAUUCUUUUAUUAUGCGAAAUCCCAGAAAAUCCGUUUCGAAGAACAGAAUUAAGAGCAAGUCUGACGUAACUGACUCGAUGCAGAGCGCACCUCUUGAACAAACUAAUUCCGAAAGUAUCGAAAAUGAUCCAUUUAUAGGGUCCAUUUUAAAGGAAUCGGAAAAAGUUAUUUCUCUGGAAAAUAAAAGUAAUGUCCAGGCUGUAAGUGCUGUCCAGUGGUUGAUAAAAAGUAGUAGCAAUUUCGUUACUAGAACCAUAAAUCAGGGCUGGUUGGACAGGUGCAUGUCCGAUGGUAAUUUCAAACUGGAUGCUGCCGACUCACCUACUUCAUCCCGAGCUAAUGAUUCUGGAGUCGACUCCAUGGAAUGCAGCGUUUCUUAUUCAAAAGAUACUAAGAGGUUAGAACACUCAGCACAGCUCUCCGACGACGAUUUUGUUUGUAAUAGCGACUCGGAGGAAGAACAUAAAAAUAAACGUAUUAGAAGUUCUAAAGAAAAACAUGGUGACAGUCCUCCAGUCAAGCGUCUUUGCCUAGAAAAUACUUCAAUGACAUUUGGCAGACUUAAUCAAUCAUUAAGUCAGUCAAGUCAGAUAGAGUCAAAAAAACUGACUGGAACUGAUCCUGAAGUAGUAAAUAUAUUGAAUCCUGUACCCAGUGAUAUACCUGACAAUGGAAAUAAAAGUAUAAUUCCUAAAAUUGAAGGACAGACCGCUAGUUCCAAAGGGACAAACUUCCCAGAUAAUAAUAAAGAGAUCAGUGAAUCACCGACAAAGCCAGUGGCGAAGCGAGAGACAAAAGCUGCUCAAAGAAGAAGAAAAGCAACGAUUUCAUCCGACGACUCUGAUUUCUGUAGCGACGAGGCUGUAAAUAUUCAAGAAACCAAAUCAAAGCGAGGCAAAAGAGUUUCAAGUGGGGCAAAGAAAAGCUCUGGUAACGAGUCAAAAUCGGGUGCAAGGAGAAAAUCUACUCGCAUUUCUCGCAAGAUAAAGCCCACCGAAGAGGAUGACCACAUAGAGGCACCGCUAACCGAAGAGACGAUACCACCAGAAGUGACCGAACCAAUAGAAAUUCCUGAUGCAGUGCCUAGAUUCGCAAUGCCUUCCUCAAGUACAGGUGAUCUCGUUACCGAUUUUUCAUUGAUGGUGUCAAAGAAGGAUUCUAGAUCCACGAAGCUUUCCACAGAAAAAGUCAAGGGCAGUUCAACGCAGAGAGAGAAGCUGGAGAAAAAGAUGGCAGCGGGCAAGUUGAACGAGAACUUUGUGCGGAUCAAUUUAAAGAAAAAGGUGUACGUGCGAGGGAAGAAGUCGUUCAAUUUCAAGAAGUACAAGCAGAAUCAGUGGAAGCAACGGAAAAAGGAACUGGGAUCCGGAGAGGGCAGCUUGGAUCUUGCCGAUUUUGCCGAAAAGUGCGGGACUCUUGAGUGCUUCAAGUGCGGAGGGGUCGGUCACUUCUCGAGGCAGUGCAAGGGCUUGAAAGGUGACGACCUCCUGCCUUUGGACCAGGUCAACGAGGACGACGAUGACGAGUUGUUUGCGAGUCUCACGCUGGAAGAUGCCGAGAAGAUAGCCGUGAGAUCCCAACUUCCAGAGCCGAUAGAGUUCCUAGGAAACGCCCUUCCCACGGCAGACAUGGACGGUGCAGGUGACAACCCUGACUCUUCAGGAAAAGACGUUCCUCAGAAGCAUUUGGUAAGUUACACGGUGCCCCAGGAGUUGGUGGCCAAGCUGUUGCCUCCGCUAACCCAAGAAAUUCGGCCACUCUAUCCCGUUGGUCCUGACAAUUCUAUCAUAGAGACCCCUGAAGAGGUGUUCAACGCCCUGAGAAUGUUCGGCCACGAGGCGUUCCGACCCGGCCAGGAGACGGCGGUCAUGCGGAUCCUGUCCGGACUGUCCACUUUGGUCACCCUGUCGACGGGUUCAGGGAAGUCGCUGUGUUAUCAACUUCCUGCCUAUCUCUACGCGAAGCACAACAAGUGCCUGACCCUCGUCGUCUCCCCGCUGGUGUCCUUGAUGGACGACCAAGUGACCGGCGUUCCCGGUUUCCUCUCGGCGGCGUGUCUACACGCUAACCAGACCCCAAAGCAGCGAGAGAAGGUCAUACAGAUGGUCAAAGAAGGCACCCUGCACGUCCUUCUGGUAUCCCCGGAAGCCGUAGUCUCCGGCGAAAAAUCCACCGGGUUCGGGGCGAUCCUUAGACAGUUGCCACCCAUCGCGUUCGCUUGCAUAGACGAGGCUCACUGCAUAUCGCAAUGGUCCCACAACUUCAGGCCCUCCUAUCUCAUGAUCUGUCGCAUCCUGAAGGAGAGGCUACGCGUCGGUACCAUCCUGGGUCUCACCGCGACCGCCACCAGGACCACCGCCGAGAGCAUCGUGAAUCACCUGAACAUCCACGACGGCCUUGCCGGGAUCAUCUCCGACGUCCCGAUACCCUCGAAUUUAUUACUCACGAUCUCUGCGGACGAGAACAGAGACCGCGCCCUGGUGACUCUCCUGCAGAGCGACAGGUUCAAGGAAUGCAACUCCGUAAUCGUUUACUGCACUCGGAGGGAAGAGUGCGUGAGGAUCGCGGGUCUUCUGCGGGCUUUCCUGCAAGGUACGAGUCAAGGCAAGAAGACCUCUUCAAGGAUUUCUAACGUGGCGGAGGCUUACCAUGCCGGACUCUCCGCGUACCAGAGGAAGGCGGUACAGAAUGCCUUCAUGGCUGGGAAUAUUAAAAUAGUCGUAGCUACGGUGGCGUUCGGCAUGGGUGUGAAUAAAGCGGACAUCAGGGCUGUCAUCCACUACAACAUGCCCAGCAGCUUCGAGAGCUACAUCCAGGAAGUGGGAAGAGCCGGGAGGGAUGGUCUGCCUGCGCACUGUCACCUCUUCUCCAAUCCCAGGGAGGAAGGCGACAUGUGGGAGCUACGGCGACAUAUCUACGCGAACGGAGUGGACAGACACGUGCUCAGACAGCUGAUCCAGAAGAUCUUCGUGAAGUGUGGAUGCACGGAAGCUGGGAGGUGCAAGAACGGACAGAGAUGCCCUGGCCAUGAAGUGGCCAUCCCCGUAGACGAGACCGUCAACGCUCUGGACACCUCCGAGGAGAUCAUCUCGACUCUCCUCUGUUAUCUGGAGUUACAUCCUAAGAGGUUCAUCAAGGUCCUGUCAUCCGCGUACGUGACCGCGAGAGUGACCAGCUACAAUGGGCCAGGGUUUCUGAAGAUCGCAGCCAAGUCUUCACCGCCUCUGGCCAUGGCCUUUGCCCUGGCCUCGAAGAAGGGCAUCGAUCACGAUACCAGCACCGUCAUUGAAUUUCCAGUGGUCGAGGUGGCUUCCACCAUCGGAUGGGACAGCGGCUUCGUGAAGAGUCACCUGAAGAACCUGGAAUGGAUAACCGUGAACGGCAAGUCGAAACGCUCGCCGAUCUCGGUGCGCUACGACACUCUCGGGUGGAGAUUGAAGGUACCUGGGGAUUACACCGACGCCGAGCUGGACGAGGCCCUGGACGCGUUGGUCACCCGGACACAGACUCAGGAGGCCUCGCGAAUCGCACAGCUCAAGACUAUCUGCACAACCUUGAGCGAAUUCAGCUUGCCUGCCAUUCGGCACUGCCUCGAAGUCAAGGAAGACCUCGUCGACAAGUCCGAGAAACUGAAGCAUCGCAUUCGGGAUUACUUCCAGACGGAAGCCCCUUCGACCGCGGUUACCGAAGUCGGGAAAUUGGAGGAGCUGCCGAACGAGUCGCAGGUAGUUAGCGACAUCCGCAACCUGGUCACUAGCUACAGGGACACCAAAUUCACCGGGAGGGUCGUGGCGAGGAUCUUCUACGGGAUCCAGAGCCCCAACUAUCCGGCCCUCGUCUGGUGUCGCUGCAGAUUCUGGAGAGCUCAUUUGUCGACGGAUUUCAACGUGCUACGUCGUAUCGCGAACCGGGAGAUCCUCUCCAUGCUCUAGAACCUCUCUUCGAGGCCGUCGAUAUCGGAAUUAUGGAUUAUUUCUAUGAAGUCGGGCGUCCCGUAAAAUCGUCUCAUUUUAACUGACCUUGCGGUCUCAUACAUUUCCGUUUUUCUUUUUUCUUUUUUAACCGACUCAACCUAUGUACCAGCGUAUCCAGAAGAUCUGGAUCGCGUUUACCAGGGAAAUAAUAUAAAUGCUUCACAAGACUGA